Striga hermonthica is the source of this 1038-nucleotide messenger RNA. NCBI's taxonomy places the organism in Eukaryota, Viridiplantae, Streptophyta, Magnoliopsida, Lamiales, Orobanchaceae. The record is from the annotation of a GenBank genome assembly.
AUGUCGUGGUUAGCUAUCCACUUGAGUCGAAUUUCCGGAAAUUUGCCUUGGAUUUCAAGAAUUGCUUUGAUCUUGAAAAAUAGUGAUUUUGAGCAGUUGAACGUGAAGAAUAAGAAAAUGAUGAGUGGUCAAGAUGCAGUCUUUUAUGGUGAAGAAGUAGUUGAACAUGUGUCUUCUGUAAAGGAAAUUGGAGAAGAAAAUGCUGUUGAUGCGGAGAAUGUUGGAGAAAAUGAGCUGCAAAAGCUGGCGAAAGGGAUUCUUAGUGUUCCUCUGUCCGAUUUUAAGCGUUUGAGGGAAGGCCAUCAUGAAGAGUCGAAAUCGGUCUCUGUGCAUGAUUUCUUGAAAUACACCGAGGCUGAAGGAAAAAGAUUCUUCCAGGAGCUGGACAGAGAUGGUGAUGGGAAAGUUAGUUUGGAAGAUCUUGAAAUUGCUAUGGAAAAGAGAAAGCUGCCGAAGAUAUACGCUCGUGAUUUCUUACGGGACAUGGGUGCAAGCUUCUUCAACCCUGAACUUCCGGAAGUUAUGUCGAAGCUUCCUCAGUAUGGAGUCCGCGCAUUAUACAGAGGUUCCAUUCCAGCUAUCGUAGGGCCGUUUUCAAGAAUCCAUGCCAUCAUUUUGCGGCACCUUUCUGGGGACGGCAAUGAGAAUUCCAUGCGAGGUAUUGAAUUAAAGAUUGCAAGCCGGUUUAUUCGAAAAUGUGGGCCAAGCUAUUGUCGGGACAUGACGGGAAGAUGGUGCCGGUGGCUUUUUCUGUGGCACUGCCGCCACUAUCUGCCGGGAGAUACCGUUCUACGUUGCUGGGAUGGGCCUAUAUGCCGAGUCCAAGAAGGUUGUCCAGCGGCUUAUAGGUCGAGAGCUGCAGCCUUGGGAAACGGUGGCUGUCGGGGCUCUGUCUGGAGGCCUAAUUGCCGUCUUAACAACCCGAAUCGACGGCCAGUCGGGCUUUUCAAAGGGGCCGUGCCUCGGUUCUUCUGGGUCACGCCGCUUGGGGCAAUGAACUUUUCGGGUUACGAGCUUCUGAGGAAGGCCAUGGGUUGA